GUCAUGCACCGAUCGAACUUCCAUACUAAAUUAAAAGGAAAAAGAAGAAGAAGAAGAAGAAAGAAAGAGAGAAUGUCGGGAGCGGAGGUAGAGCCCCAUGACAAAAUGAAAUCAAGGGAUGUCAACAAAGUGGCCCGAGGCGAGCAAGCUCCUAGGCCUCCUCAUGAACAUGGUCAUGUCAGUAAAAUCCCUUCUCCUCCAGUUGAUAACAAACAUCGGCUUCAGGAAGACGAAGAUGAAUAUGAGUUGGAGGAUCCAGGAACUGCACCAGCCGAUGCCCGAUUUCCUUCCAUGAACCAGACACGCCAUUGCUACACUCGGUACCUUGAGUACCACAAGUGCAUCCAAGAAAAGGGCAAAGACGCUCCUGAAUGCGGCAAGUUCGCUAAGUACUACCGGUCAUUGUGUCCGGUUGAGUGGGUUGAGAGGUGGAAUGAGCAGAGAGAGAUGGGAACGUUUCCUGGGCCAAUUUAGGAACAGAACUGUGAAUUAGUAAAUGUGUAUAUAUAUAUUUUAUGUAUCUCAAUAAGAAAAGCAUUAAUUAGCACACUGAACUAGCCUACACCUCCUUUUCAUCACUUGAAUGGUUAUGAGAAGGAUAAUGCUUCUUAUAUGAUAUGAUUAUUAUUUUUAAUCAGUUUGGAUAAUUAAAUGAAGACCAUCAAUUUCAUGUUUA
Ricinus communis (castor bean) is the source of this 676-nucleotide messenger RNA. Its product is annotated as putative cytochrome c oxidase subunit 6b-like. The coding region runs from base 4 to 474 and encodes 156 amino acids. NCBI's taxonomy places the organism in Eukaryota, Viridiplantae, Streptophyta, Magnoliopsida, Malpighiales, Euphorbiaceae. The record is from RefSeq and is a predicted model, not a curated record. The transcript is spliced from 4 exons. Gene Ontology annotation, cellular component: respiratory chain complex IV; mitochondrion.